CCGAAACCAAACAGCCAGUUUUCAAAGUCUCUUUUUGGUGCCCCCUCCUCUUCCUCUUCUGCCGGCCACCGCCUCAUUCAGCAAAGCCACUUGCUGUGCGCUUCCCCCGAAAAAUUCGACCAGGGUACAUUUGCCCUGUUGGCAAAGGCCGGUCUUAUUUCGACAGUUCCUAGGGGCAUAUCGGAGACUUUACACUUAUUCCUCGCAACUUACGUCGUGAGACGUACGAUCACCUCACUUAUGCUGGGACGCAACGUUUGUCUAGCAGCAUUAAUCGCCGUCGCGGUGCAGGUAACGGCGGUGAACGCUGCAACGGCUGCGUCUUCGAUCUGCAGCAAAGUCGAGGAAUGCUACGUGAACGGGUCGUCGUCUAAGGUUUGCGACCGUACGGAGAAGAAAUGCAACCGAUGCCUGGGUGAGAGGGAGGCCGACUCGAUGUGGGAAAAUAUCGGAGCCUGGACCGAGUACAACUGCUACGCUUACGACGACGAUGGGGAAUGUCCUAAAGGCACGACUCAGUGUCCUGCAACGCUGACGACGUCGGACGACGAUGAAGAGAGCAGUGCAGGGUCGGAGGAAGCAGGAACGUCGGAGGAGAGCUCGAAAUCGACCUCAACCUCUAGCUCUACCAAGAAAAAGAAGUCCUCGUCUUCUUCAUCCGACGAUUCGUCCAAAUCGAGCAGCACUUCUACUAAGAAGAAAAAGAAGACCUCGUCGUCUUCAAGUGACUCGGGCAGCGACGACAGCUCGUCCAAGACAAAGAAACCCACGACCAAGAAGACCACAAAGCCGGCUACCAAGUCUUCGUCGAGCAGCGAUAGUUCGUCUGGAGAUUCCUCCAGCGACUCAACCAGCGACUCCUCUAGCUCAUCUGGAUCCGAUUCCUCCUCUGCUUCUGCAUCAAACUCGACGUUGCAAACCUCACUUGAGAGUUCUGCGUCGAAGGACGAGCACCCGAAGACGAGCAGUGUGAGCGCCACUGUUGCUCCCAUCACCAAGUCGUCGACAACCACGCAGUCCACGACGGCGGAAUCGACCUCCGACAACUCGAAGUCGUCCAACACGCAAAGCGCCAGCUCUGGGUCUAGCGGGAGCAAAUGGGGCUUGAUUGCCGGCAUUGUAGGCGGCACGUGUGUGCUGGUAGCCGUGGCAGGUUUCGUCGUCUGGAAGAAGAAGCAGGACGACGAGGACUCGGACGACGAGGACGCAGCAUUCUCGCCCAACAAACCGGCCGCCAACCGUAACAUGUCUGCACUGCCGUCCGCAUCCUCAGCGACCACAGCGUACACAGCUCAGUCUAACAACUACAACAACAACUACGGCAACAAGUACGAAAGUCAUUACGACACCAACUACAGCAGCAACUACAGCAGCAACUACGGCGAGAGUGGAUACAGCAACAACUACACGGCGACGCAGUACGCUGCCGGUGCCGGCACGGUGCCUGUCAGCUACGGCAGUCCGGCCUCGAUCGAUAUCGAUGACGACAGCCACAUUCGUCGCACGGACAGCAUUCUGGGCGGCACGGGCGUCAUGUCCAGCACCACAUCGAGCGAGCAGACCCCGUUCGAGUUCAGCGGCGGCCCCAGUCCGGCCAACCAGGACGUGUGGGGCAACGAGGCCAACAGCUUCCGCGACAAGCGCACGGCCAGCAACGUGUCCGUGGAGUUCUAGGUUAUGGUAUUGCUAACUCCGCUAAGACAGUGCGUGUUUUGUCUAUGACGUACUAGACCUCCUAAUGAAUGUCAUGAUCCGUGUCAAUUGAGCUCUAGGAGUCC
Molecule: messenger RNA, 1778 nt
Organism: Phytophthora nicotianae INRA-310
Lineage: Eukaryota; Oomycota; Peronosporomycetes; Peronosporales; Peronosporaceae
Exons: 3
Coding region: 241-1674 (477 amino acids)
Source: RefSeq, a predicted model, not a curated record